This is a messenger RNA of Penicillium vulpinum, 930 nucleotides long. RefSeq names its product DUF1769 domain-containing protein. The record is from RefSeq and is a predicted model, not a curated record. The transcript has 3 exons. NCBI's taxonomy places the organism in Eukaryota, Fungi, Ascomycota, Eurotiomycetes, Eurotiales, Aspergillaceae. Bases 1 to 930 code for a protein of 309 amino acids.
AUGGUUACCCAGGACACCAACGCACGCCAGCGCCGCUUGAAGGUAACAGCAAGCGCAGACUACGACCCCAAAACUCCUCGUCAAAUGGUACCUGUGAAUGGCGAGACACUACGAAUCGAAAAUGAGCACGCUAUUGUGAGUCUCUGUGUACGGAUCAAAGAUUAUUCAGGUUAUCCCGAGAGUUCACCAUCCACAAGCCCAUAUUUCGACCACCCCAUGCACGCCAAAGACCUAUAUUCCAUAUGCUUCUCAAUAAUCUUCAAGGAGCCCGUAAAUGGCAACAACCUCUUCUUUGGCAAUGACUUUGAUCACCCAAUCCGCGACAUGCUACCUCCAGGAUUCAAUGCAGCGCUACGGAUGGUCAGGUGGACUCUCGACCCUGGUCUAGAUGGCGAUGUCUAUGCUGAUGAGCCGUACCUAUACAGCCCGGCAUUGGCAUCGUGGGACCAGUUCCGCAUUGGAGAUAAGAUGCGGAAAACCGACGAUGUGCCAAAGCUCCAUGAUGAGGUUAUUGAAGAAGGUUCUUAUAGCGAAGAAUCUGCCAGUUUGCGUCAGAAGUUCAAUAUCCCCGAUACAAUCGAGGGGCGCAGAAAGCAUUUCCAGGACGAAACGAAUAGAAAGGAGUUCAACUUUGAGCCUGGGAGGAUGUAUGUUGCUGAUUUUGGAAAUCCUUAUUUGGCCUUCGACGAUUUCUCUGUCCGUCUUCCUGGAUUCAAUUUACCUAUCAUGAAGUAUGUGGAUGAGAAGAAUCAUGAGCUGCGGUAUACGCUCAAGGAUGUUUCAACUGGACGGGUGUAUCUUGCUGUGGUGUUCUCGGUGGUCCUAUGUGAAACGGAAGACAAGGAAGACCACGGCAAGAGUGAGCAACGUGACGAGAAUCUAGGAAAGUUUGACUGGGAGGCGGAGCCAUCGUCUGGCGAUGUUGAGUGA